AUGGCACAAACUUCGAAUCUAAGAGCCUCUCCCAGACUAGGCAAACGAAAGCCUGAAGACCCCCCAAGUGCAACUACCACUGUUAAAAGCCCAAAAGACAAGGUUGCCAAAACUGAGACUUCUGAGGAGGCCAAGACAGAAAUCAAACUUGACGGUUUCAACAUCAACUUUGCUCUGAUCAAGGCGGAAGAAGUCAAGAGCUUUCGCGAAUUGAAGGACCACCCUGUUGGGACCUUGCAGGGAAUCGGCCCCAAGUACGCCGGGGAACUCGAAAAGUUGGGCCUCAAGACCAUCCAACAGAUGGCGGAUUACAAGUUCUACCAUCUGGCCAAAUGUAUCAAGACUUUGGCACAAACCGAGGAGACUGGAAAUCGUUUGGAAUCAUCCAAGAUGAACCUUGAGAGCGGGCUCAUUAAGGAAUUUGAGCCAUAUGCUCUCAAGGAUCUUUUGGAGCAGCCAAUCCACGCGCUACAAGGGCUCUCUCCAGCCGCUGACAAGACUUUUGAUGCUUUGGGUGUCAAGACCAUUGAGCAGUUUGCAGAUUUCAAGUACUUUCACUGGGCCGAGGCCAUUGUUACUGCUGCCAAAUGGGAACUCUAA
Cylindrotheca closterium is the source of this 600-nucleotide messenger RNA. Lineage: Eukaryota; Bacillariophyta; Bacillariophyceae; Bacillariales; Bacillariaceae. The record is from the annotation of a GenBank genome assembly.